AUGGCAGACCUUGAACCACCAGACCGCACUACUGCCAUAGUUGAAACGCUCAAAUGGCUCGUCGCCGAAGUCAGGACCGAAGCUUCUAAGCCCAAUCGCCUUAACACUGGAGACUACAUAUCGCCAUGGAAAUCACAGAAAAAUGUAGAAGAUAUCUACGCGCUUCUCGAUGCAAAUAUGAAUGAGCUGAAAGCGGCUGUGGACCUCGUCGUUACUGGUAAUGAACUCUUGAACCUGAACUCUGCAAAGAAGCUUGGCUUGCAAUCGAUGUCUACCACUUCUGAGAACGACGCACAGUCAGAUUCAAGCCAGCUGGACUCUGCCCGCCAGUCUAUCCGCAUCACCAGAACUCAGGCCUUGGAGCUAGCGCUAGACUCAAACCAGAUGGCUCAGUUAGAGCCAAGCCCUAACCGCUACGGGAAACAUAUCGAUGACCGCGAUGACGUACUAACCUUGGAGCUACGGCAGCUCGGAAAGAAUCUUGCCGCCACAAUAGAUGCCCUUGACUCUGAUGUUGAGCAGAUCCAGAAGGCUCAGGUGUCUGGUUUGGCAGAAGCAAUGAAGCGUCGUUCAACGGAUACAUGGGACCUCGAACCGAAAGAUAGCCGAAAUAUCAACAAAAAUGCCGCUACGGUUGAUUCCUAG
This is a messenger RNA of Fusarium proliferatum ET1, 645 nucleotides long. RefSeq lists its product as uncharacterized. NCBI's taxonomy places the organism in Eukaryota, Fungi, Ascomycota, Sordariomycetes, Hypocreales, Nectriaceae. The transcript has 4 exons. The coding region runs from base 1 to 645 and encodes 214 amino acids. The record is from RefSeq and is a predicted model, not a curated record.